AGCAGCACCGGAAGCACCUUUUCUCCCGCCGUCUUGAAAUAUCCGCCAUAUCAGCGAAGGCAACAUCAUUACGAUGUCUUUGCGUGUGGAUAAAGACGCCUUUUACAGGCGAAUGAAGAGGAUUUAUACCUCUUGGGCUCAAUCUUCAGGAGAUGACAGCUUGGCAAAGAUAGAUGCCAUUGUAACAGCAGUCGGUGUGGAUGAAGAUGUUGUCUACUCCAAGUCGACAGCUCUACAGACAUGGCUGUUUGGUUACGAGUUGACCGACACAGUAAUUGUGUUCUGCGAGAGCAGAAUUUACAUCCUGGCGAAAGCAAAAGAAGAUUGACUUCCAUGGCUGUUUGGUCGAGUUGACUUCCUGCGUCAACUGGAAAGUGCAAAGGAGAAUGACCAGGGUGUACCACCGAUCAAACUUCUCACAAGAGACAAGGCGGACAAAGACAAAGCUAAUUUUGCCAAACUGACGGCAUCAAUCAACGACAGCAGAAAGGGCAAGACAGUAGGAGAGUUCAGCAAAGACAAAUUCCCUGGGGACUUCAUGAAUGACUGGAGGGCAGUGCUUAAGACAGCCGGCUUUGAGAAGUCGGACAUCAGCGUGCCGAUGGCGUACAUCAUGCCCGAAGAAGAGCCUGAGCAGAAGACGAUACAGAAGGCGUGUCAGGUGACCUGUGACGUGUUCCAGAAGUACCUCAAGGAGAGCAUCAUGGAGAUCAUCGAUGCUGAGAAAAAAGUGAAGCACUCCAAGCUGGCUGACGGUGUGGAGCAGGCCCUCCAAAACAAGAAGUAUGUGACCGGGGUGGACACCUCCCAGCUGGACAUGUGUUACCCUGCCAUCAUCCAGAGUGGAGGAAAGUACUCCCUCAAGUUCAGCACCGUCAGUGAUGACACUCCAGUUCACUUUGGCGCUAUUGUCUGCUGUUUGGGAGCACGGUACAAGUCUUACUGUUCCAACAUCUGCCGCACACUCCUAGUGGACCCUACAGACGAGAUGCAGAAAAACUAUGACUUUCUUCUGAAGGUGCAGGACGAGAUCCUCGGCAAACUCCAGCAUGGUACAAAGCUGAGUGAGGUUUAUGAAGCUGUGAUGAAGCUGGUCAAGUCUGAGAAACCCAGCCUGAUGGAGAAGAUGACUAAGACAUUUGGCUUUGCGAUGGGCAUUGAGUUCCGAGAAGGCUCCCUGCUCAUCUCUCCGAAGACCAAUUCUCCUGCCAAGAAGGGUAUGGUGUUCAACGUGAAUGUCGGGUUUUCCAGUCUGCCAAACAGGGAAGGGAAAGAUGAACACUCUAAGACAUAUGCCCUGUUCAUUGGUGACACGGUCCUUGUCAAUGAGGGUGCCCCUGCCUCGGUUCUGACCGGUGUCAAGAAGCGUAUCAAGCACAUCGGUAUCUUCCUCAAGGAUGAAGAAGAGGAGGAGGAAGAAGAAGAGGAAGAGGUGAAGGAGGAGGAAGUGCUUGGCCGUGGUCGGCGCACAGCUGUCCUUGAGAGUAGAACUAGGACGGAUGUGUCUUCGGAGGACAAACGACUAAAACACCAGAGGGAACUGGCCCAUAGGCUGAACGAGGAGGCUAAGGAACGGCUGAAGGGGAUGAAAUCAGAUUCGGGGGAGAAAAAGGGUAGGCGGAGGAACAGCUCCUAUCGAACUUCCUACUCUUACCCAGAGGAGGGGGAUUGUUUUCAUGACAAUCUUUUUCUUUCAGACAAACGUUAUGAAACAAUCAUCCUCCCAAUAUUUGGUAGCCCUGUACCUUUUCAUAUCUCCACGAUCAAAAAUAUCUCGUCGUCAGUGGAGGGAGACUACACAUACCUGAGAGUCAACUUCUUCCACCCUGGAGCUACCCUGGGGAAGAAUGAGAACGCCUUUCAGCAGCCUGAUGCCAACUUCCUGAAAGAAAUUACGUAUCGAAGCUCAAACACCAAAGAGCCUGGUGAGAUCUCCGCACCCUCAUCCAAUCUCAACACAGCGUUCCGACUCAUCAAGGAGGUGCAGAAAAAGUUCAAGACGAGAGAGGAGGCGGAGGAGAGAGAGAAAGAGGGUAUUGUAAAACAAGAUACCUUGGUUGUAAACCCCAAUCGAGGAAAUCCAAAGCUGAAGGAUCUGUACAUCAAACCAAAUAUUGUCUCAAAGAGAAUUUCUGGCACCCUGGAGGCUCACACAAAUGGUUUCCGCUUCACGUCAGUUCGGGGGGACAAAGUGGACAUCCUCUACAACAACAUCAAGCAUGCGUUCUUCCAGCCGUGUGAUGGAGAGAUGAUCAUCCUGCUACAUUUCCACCUCAAGCAUGCCAUCUUGUUCGGGAAAAAGAAGCACAUCGAUGUGGCGUUUUACACUGAAGUUGGAGAGAUCACGACUGACUUGGGAAAACACCAGCACAUGCACGAUCGCGACGAUCUCCAUGCUGAACAGGCGGAGAGAGAACUCAGACAGAGGCUUAAGUCUGCCUUCAAGAGUUUCUGUGAAAAAGUGGAGACAAUCACGAAACAGGAAGUUGAGUUUGACACACCCUUCCGAGAACUUGGGUACCAUGGCGCCCCCUUCAGGAGUACAGUAUUACUACAACCCACCAGUGGCUGUCUUGUCAACCUGACAGAAUGGCCUCCAUUUGUAGUGACGCUCGAGGAGGUAGAACUGGUCCACUUCGAGCGAGUCUCCUUCCAGUUGAAGAACUUCGACAUGGUGUUUGUGUUCAAGGACUACAGUCGGAAAGCCUCAAUGAUCAACUCCAUCCCCAUGAAUAUGCUGGACCAUGUCAAGGAGUGGCUCAAUUCCUGUGAUAUCUGCUAUACUGAGGGUGUUCAGAGUUUGAACUGGGGAAAGAUCAUGAAGACAAUCACUGACGACCCCGAGGGAUUCUUUGACAAUGGUGGCUGGAGCUUCUUGGGACCUGACAGUGAUGCUGAGGCAGAUGAUGAUGAUGAUGAUGAAGAGGACGAGCAUUACCAGCCAAGUGGGAACGAUACUGAACCUGAAAGCAGUGAAGACUACAGUGAGGAGAGUGAUUGGAGCGGGGAGGAUGAGGACUCAGAAGAAGAAGAGCUGGGAUCCAGUGAAGAGAGCGGCAAAGACUGGGAUGAGCUUGAAGAAGAAGCCAGGAAAGCUGAUGCUGGUAUUGAAGAGGAAGAGCUACCAAGACACAGCGGCAGCAUGCACCGGGAUAAGGACCGAGGAGGGAAGGACCGAGGAGGGAAGGACCGAGGGGGGAAGGACCGAGGGGGGAAGGACCGAGGGGAGAAGGAUCGGCAUCACAAGAGUAGCAGCAAGAGCAGUCACCGUGACGACGAUAGGAAACGAAAACGGUCAAGUGACAGGGAUAGGGAUGUUGACCACAAGAGAAAGAAGAAGAGGUGAAGGGCGAGUUAGGAUUUCAUCUCCCGAGAUGAUUUGAUUUAAAUGAAAGAGAUGAUUGAACUGGAGGAAAAUGAUUGUUUUGAAAGUCACCUUUUGUAUUCAGAGGACACAUAACAGUGAGCACCAGUACUUCCUGGGACAUAUACAUGUUAGUUAUGUACCCUCUGACUUUUGUCGUUCUGGAGCUUGGCCAUUACAUUAUGUUUCAAUAUUGACAAAAAAGCUCUGUAAAAAAAAUAAAUUCUGAUGUGAUUGUACAUUUGUAAUGAAACAGAAACCAGUAAAUAUCACUCAUGAGUAGCAGUCAGUGAUUGGUGGAAAUAACAUUGUUAUGUGACACUUGUAUCCAUUUUAGUAGCUUUAAGAUUAAAUUUGAAGCAUAAAAUAUUAUGAUAUUAGUAGAUUGUAUAUCAACCAACUUGUAUGUUGAUGUCAGUAGCGCUACACAUCAUUUCAUUGGUAGAAUCACCUACAGGUUAUAUUAGCCUUCUUAUAUGUCUGUAUCUUGCGGACCACUUUUAUGUCUUGUAAAGGAUCAUGUUUUACAGUUUUAGUGCUCAGACCAAAUUUCAGUAAAACAUGGGGCUGUAAUAAUUCAUUUUCUGAUGGAACAUGUAUCUGUUGUGGUACAGCACAUAUCCGAGUGUAACGCAACAUGUAUCCUUUGUGAGAUACAUGACAUACCACAGUUCAUGGUCAUACCGACUUGCUACUUUACACAUUGUCACGACUUCAGGAAAUAUCAAACAUGUUGUAACACAUUCGAAUUCAUUAAAAAAAUCCGGUGACUCAUUACAGCCCCAGUUACCAUUUUUUCUGCAUGUGUAAAUAAUCAUAUCAUUGACCAAUGCUUAGGUGUAUAUAUCCAUCCAGAUUCAGCAGGUUGGUUACAGUAGCUUGGCUCCCGCAAAUCCUGUAGCAUUUGGCAUACACAACUCGUGAAACAUUGUCAGUUGUUGCAAUUAAUGUAUUUGUGUGUCAACCUGUUGCAAUAAAACUGUUUCCCAAAUCAAA
This is a messenger RNA of Haliotis rubra (blacklip abalone), 4360 nucleotides long. RefSeq names its product FACT complex subunit SPT16-like. The record is from RefSeq and is a predicted model, not a curated record. Gene Ontology annotation, biological process: positive regulation of transcription elongation by RNA polymerase II; transcription elongation by RNA polymerase II. Lineage: Eukaryota; Metazoa; Mollusca; Gastropoda; Lepetellida; Haliotidae. Gene Ontology annotation, cellular component: FACT complex. Gene Ontology annotation, molecular function: nucleosome binding.